GUUUGAUCACGUGACCUACCCCGGCGACGAAAUGUUUUGAUGCCGUAUUGACACAUAAUAAUGAAAGAUUCGUGAAUUUUAACACGGGGAAUGUGAAAAAUAUGCCAAGCUGAUGAUGAGAUUUGGGUUACAUUUGGAUUGAUUGUUUAUUUCGUUUUCUAGUCGAGAGGUUUUGGAUUAAUUUCGGCCAAAAUGAGCCACCUUAUGACUGAGACAGAAAAAGGCCCGGGGCCUUGGAUUGAAAAGCAACCUGACCCGCUGGCCAACUAUAAUAGUUUAACAGAUGGCCAUCUAACAGGAUAUUUUGCUAAUGCCAGAAAACGAAAACAUCUCCGUAAAGUUGGACUGAUUAGUCGCAGUGGACAUCUUGUAUCUGAAAAUACCUACAGAAUAAAUACGGCACGGAAAGAACAUAGGAAGCACAUUAAAAAUCUGUUAGCCCAGGCUAUUGUAGAAAAAACACUUGAUCUAGAGCGCCAUAGACAAAAUAUUAUAAAACAAAAAUUAGAAGAAAUUGCAAAAAUGGAGCUAGUUCAACGUGUGCGGGAAGAAGAAAAAGAAAGACCUGUCACAAAGUGGUCAUCUCGACCAAAUAGUGCCAUACCCACCUCCACUCAGAAAGUUAAACUACUACCUCGAGCACAAUCGGCAUCAGAAAAAAGACCAAAUGAAGAAGACAUAUUACCAUUUCUGUCACCCCGGUCUCCACGGCGACCUAUUUCAGGACCUGCUGCAACAAAAUCUGUUGGAAGUCCUAAAGGAAAAUAUCGACCAAUCAGUGCUCCUCAGCGUAAACGUCCUGAAUCAGGAUCCACGAAAACAUCAACUAAUUACGAUGAUGAAGAUGAAGAAGAUGUUGAAUAUUUAGAUAUCUCGCCACGAAGAAAUGGUGAAAAUAGAAAUGAUAAUGGUGUAGAUUUUAAACAGUUAUAUUCAUUAAAUGCAGCUGCCUUAAGAAAAUAUGCAAUGACAUUGGCUAAGAUUGAACAAGGUCGUGGAGGUAUGUCACCGUAUAAUAUAACAACUCAAGUUCCGCUACCACCGAAAUCUCCACGAAGAGAACACAAUACGUCCGCUAGAUCUCGUAGAUAUAAAGAUGGUGGUUUGUCUGACAGAUCACCUACUAGAAGAACAGCUAGUGGUCAGGCAUAUUUACAUCAGAUGGACUCAAUCACAGUUCACCCAGGUCAGUUACAAUCUAUGGUUGAAGUGACGAUGAGAUAUCAUGGAUGGAAGUUAUCUCUUGCUCGUGAUGAACUUGAUCCUAGAAAUCAGGUGAUUAUAGAACAACAACACUGUGGUGGAAAUACACUGACAGUCUUUAAAGAAAAACUUCUACCUAAAAGUGACUUUACAUUUGUUUCACAUCGUCACCGAGGUUAUCCGUUUAGUUUAACAAUCUAUGUCGAUGGUAGAAUGGAUUCUAGAGUCAGCACAUGUUGUGAAUACAGGCACGCUAAGCAUGUCCGACUUGGUGGACCGAAUGGCCAUUUUAGUAUUGUUAGUGUAACAGGAAAUAUGCCAUGUUAUAAAUGUCAAGUACAAAGAGGUGGAAAAAAGAAAAAGAAGAAACAACCAUCAGCUCAACCUGAAGAUGGAACUGAAGAAAUUAUUUUGGAAGCACAUCAGACACCAGAGACUGAAGUACAAAUGCAGAAUUCAGUGGAAGAAGGAAACCAAGAACAGAUUCUUGUACCCGUAGAAAAUGACAUAGUUGAAGUGAAACCCAUAGAAGAAGCAUGCGAAAACUAUGACGAUGAUUUUGAAGAUUCAGACGUGGAAAAAGAUAAAAAAGAUGAAAGUAAGGAGAAUGUUGAAGAAGAAGAAGAGUUAGAUAAUCGUGAAAUAAGAGGAUUAUCUUUAGAAUCACCGAGAGAUUCAUUGAACGACACACCUGUAACAGUUUUAGAAAAAGAUGAAGAAGUUCUCCUAAAUGGAAGAAAGAUUGAUGCAUAUUCAUCUGAAGAAGAAGAUCUAGAUGGUCCUGUUAGUAAAGUAGUUAUUGUAGAAACAGAUGAGGAGGAUCAGGAAGCCCCUAGACAACAGAUCAGGCAGACGUCACAAGAAAAAAUCUGCAAAAAAACAGAAAAAGGUCAACCAAAGAAAACAGUUCCAGUUAAACCUCAAAAAGCAGGAAAAUCGCCACAGAAUAUCCAUUCUUCUAAAACAGUAACACCCCCAGCUUCUCCUGUAGACUCACAAGAGAUCAAACGUUCAAAAGAAACGACCCCUCCUCCACCUGUAGAGUCGUCAGCAGAAACAUAUUCCACAGAAGAUUCUGAAUCUGAGUCUCCAGUUAAUUCAACUUUACAGGAACUAAGUCCAAAAAGAAACGAAAUUGUCACCAAGUCAACCCCAACUGUAAUACAAAAAAGGUCAGAAAGUGUGGAAAACAGUCCUACAAAUGAAAAGGAAUCUUCAAGUUCUUCCCCAAUAUUAGUGUCCAAUCAAAGCAGUCCAAUCAAAACACCAGAAAUAAUUCACACAGUAUGGACAGAUGAGGAAACAGAAAGUUCACAGUCACCUAUUUCAGACUCAGAGCAUGAAGAUAUGGGCAACAAACGUGGAAAAAUUGCAAACAAAAUAAUUGAAGAAUUUGGAAAGCCUGAUGGGGCGAGUACUUAUGAGGCUGAUGACGAGGGAACUGAAAGAAGUUCUGACCAAUUAAAGAACCAGCGUGUUGCAAGCGAAAUCAUAAGAUCUUUUGGUAAAGACCAAGAAGAUGCUGAACAAUCUAAAAAUCAAAGAAUAUCCGGUGAAAUUAUUAAAACUUUUGGAACUAAUCAAGAUGAAAUUCAAAAGGACAAAAGAGUGGCAGAAGAAAUUCUUGAACAGUUUGGACAAAAGGAGUCUUCUGGUAGCAGUGAUAAGAGGGUGGCAGAGGCGAUCCUAAAAGAAUUUGGUGAAAAAGACCCUGAGAGUCAAAAUGUACCAGAAGGCAACAAGGACCAACGCAUAGCUGAAGAAAUGUUAAAACAAUUUGGACAAAAAGACUCUGGAAGUGAGAAUAGAUCAGAAGGUAAAAAGGACCAACGAGUUGCUGAAGAGAUGCUGAAACAGUUUGGUGACAAGGAAUCUGAAGGCAGCAAAGACCAAAGAGUUGCUGAAGAGAUGCUAAAACAAUUUGGUCAGAAAGACCCAGAAGGUAACAACGAUAAAAGGGUAGCUCAAGAGAUCCUAAGAGAGUUCGGUGGUAAAAAAACUGAUGGUAGAGUAGAUGAAGAAAUGUUAAAAGAAUUAGAGAAAAAUGAAUCUGAAGGCAGCAAAAACCAAAGAGUAGCUGAGGAGAUGCUAAAACAGUUUGGCCAGAAUGAUUCCCAGACAUAUAACCUGAAUAAAGAAUCCAUUCAGAUCGAGAAAGAACAAACACCAGUUGUGAAGGAGUCUGCCUCCAUGGUUUCAAGAUCUCCAGCUGAUAAUACUUCAUCUCUCAAUCCAGAUACCAACCAAAAAAAGAUUAGUCCAGGAUCUGAUACUUCAAUUGAUUCAACUGAAAAAGAAAUUCUGCAGAAGAAAAGAGAUUCUCAAGAGUUCUUUAAACCAGCUCUGGAGAAGAAACAAAUGUCUUUAUCAGAUUCCAGUAGCAGCUCUGGAUCAGAUUCAGAUUCUGAGACAACUUCAGGAUCUAGUACAGACAGUGAAACUGACGUUGAAACUACACAAACAAAAUCGUCAUCUGUUGCAGAUGAGAAACCUACACUAACACCAGAACCUUCAAACAUAACUUCAGGACCAUCAUCCACCACGCCUCAACAAUCAUCUGUGGCACAACAUACUUCAGUUAUAGAACCUUCCACAAAUAUUACUGACUCUGGAGAGCAAAAAGCUACAAGCAAAACUAACGCUGUGUCUGAAGACAGCAGUUCUGAUUCUGAUACUGAUUCAGAUAGUGAUGAUUCCAGUAGUUCUGAUUCAGUGUCAUCCACAUCUGGUUCAGAUAAUGAGAGUGAAGUGAAAAAGACUGGAGACACACAAACUGAUGAAACCAAACCUGAAGUAAAUGAACAAUCUGUAGAAAAUGAUAAAAAGGAAAAAGAUGCUGUGAAUCCCGAAGAAAGUGCCAACAAGGAGAAACGAUCACCCCCAAAGGAUGACACUGUUGCUUCGACAGAAAAUCAAAAUGGCGAUACAACAACCACUGCUGAAGAAAAACAAGUGAAUGGGAAAGGGAAAACGAAGUCGGUGAGGUUUCGCAAUACUCCUGAACCAAUGGAAAACCGGGUUUCAAAUGGCCAUGCUGAAACAGAAGAAAAUGAUGAUGGCGAAGAUGAAGAACCUACAGUGAGAACGUUUUUAUCUAAAUCUGGUGUAGCGCCGAAUAAAAUACAUGCUGGGAGUAUAAAACAUCUUCUGGAUGAUAGUAACGAUAUACAGCUUGAUGGUAUAUACCUCGAGAAACAUCAGAUUGAAGAAAUAUGUGAUAUUGUAAAAGAAAGAGAAGAUUUAAAAACAUUAAGUCUACAUAAUGCUGGUUUAAAGGAUGAAGACUUGAACAAAAUAUCGGAUGCAUUAAUUUGCUCCCCUUCUGAACCCGUGAUGUUAAAUUUCAUGUUAAAUGAAUUAACCAGUAAAAGUAUGGAGUUUCUGGUGGAGGUGAUGAGAGCUGAACCAACCCUGGACAUUUUACUUUUACAGGGUAAUGAAAUCGGAGAUGAGGGAGUUCGAAUUCUAGCAGACGGCAUAGUUGACAUACAUCUUGAUGCAAGGCAGCGAAGGAAAAAUUCGCUAAUACGUCAAUCAUCCGAACUUCAGGUCGUACAAAUUCAUGCUCAUCAAGAUGGAAGCGUCCCACAAGCCCCACCACAACGUCGUAAUAGUAGUUUAUUCGAUCCAGCACGGAACGCAAGAUUCUGUCGUCUUGGGGAACUGGAUCUAGGCGAUACUGGACUUACCGAUGACGGAAUGGAACACGUUGCUAGGAUGCUGGAACAAAACGUCUACCUUGAAACGUUGAGUUUAAGCUCGAACAUAGAAAUCGGUAAGAGAGGAUGGUUACGAUUGAGUAAAGCCUUGGAAAAGAAUCGCAGAUUGCAGACGUUAACUUUGGAUUUCAAUAACAUUGGUGAUGACGGGAUAACUUUACUAUGCAGAGGUUUAAAGGACAACCGAACAAUUAAUGCAAUAGAUUUGGAAGAGACUGGCAUUGGUGAACGGGGUGGCCGGAUGUUACUUGAACUUUUAAAACGCAACACAACGAUACUGGACAUGACCUUGACCCCUGGUAAUAAUAUUCCAGAAUCCAUUCUUAACGAAAUCAAACGUUAUUUACUCUUGAACCAAGCCGCGGACGGUUACUAAGCUAUGGGUGAUAAGAUUAAAUAGGAUUUAAGUUGGGGACUGGAUAAAAUGAAUAAUAGUUUGGUUUCUAAUGGUAACAAUAUACAAUAUUGGCUACACAACGUCACUAUAUUGGAAUAAAUUGGAGGUACAAACUUCUUGUCUACAAAUUUAAUGUCAACUGAACUGUACAGUUUUAUUGUAAAAUUGUUUUAUGGGUAUAACCUGCAUAAUAUUAUUGUCUAAUACUUUCUACAAAAUAUCGAAUCGGUGAAAUAUUUGUCAAAAUUUACAAUUGUUUUGAUAACUGUUUUUUCUUCAUCUAACUUUUUUGCCCGAAUCAUUGACAUUAUAUCAUCAUCGUGGGCAAAUCUAUCACUUAACAUUUAUCACAGAUCUUAACGUGCAUCCUUUAAGAAUAACUACCGAGUAUAUAAUUUUAAUGAAACUUUUCUUAAUAAUCAUACACAAACUGUGUCAAUUGCCAUAAUCUUCAGGAAUUUAUCAAAUGCAAAUUAGGACCAAAUCAGAACGUUUCAUUACCCCACCGAAUAGAAUAAAACUGUCAAAAAAUUGUUAAUAAUAGUUCGGAGGUUAGGUGUUGAGGGGGGGGGGGCAUUAAAUAAUAAUUAACAAAAUUAACACACCUUUAUAGGAUCGAAUCAAAGGGUUUCAUCCCUACACCGAAUAACAGGAAGUAACCCGAAAAUGUUUAAUAAUAUUUCGGAAGAGGGAUAGGGUGGGGACAUAAUUAUACUUAAUAAAGAAAUAUGUUUAAAUUUAUUUUAAUUUAUCUAAAGUCAUAUAAAUAUAUAUUUGUAAUAACAUUAUUGGCGAAACCUUAGUUUGGAAGCUAAUACGUUGAUAAAUAUGAGUACAUUCCAUUUUGUUAUUAUUUUGUAAUACACCUAUUUAUUGGAAUAUUUAUUUAAUAGGAGAAGAUAAUAACACGAAAAUACAGAGAGUAACAUUAUAUGACAUUAUUAAUCUUAUAUACUUUA
Patella vulgata (common limpet) is the source of this 6278-nucleotide messenger RNA. RefSeq names its product glutamate-rich protein 3. The transcript is spliced from 22 exons. The record is from RefSeq and is a predicted model, not a curated record. Gene Ontology annotation, molecular function: protein binding. Lineage: Eukaryota; Metazoa; Mollusca; Gastropoda; Patellidae. The coding region runs from base 193 to 5298 and encodes 1701 amino acids.